AUGAAGCACUUUGUUCCUCAAUUCCCCUCCAUGUUGGCCAUCUAUUGCUUCUGCAUGGUACAGAUUCCCUCUUCAGGAUUUCCUCGACCUCUAGCUGAUCCCCCAGAUGGCUUGGAUAUCAUGCAGCUUGAGCGGCUGGCAUAUUGGGCAGCUCUUUCUAGGCAACCUAAGGAUGAUCAAGACAUACACAAAAGGUUUUUAUUUCACUACUCCAGAACUCAGAAGCCGAUACAUCCAGUUAAAAGUGGGUUUCCUCCCGUGCACCCGUUGAUGCGCAUGGCUGCUCAGCUCGCCAACCGGAAGGUGAAAAAAUUUCUGCAACAGCGCGAUUCAGGGACUGCUGCAGUGGAUUUCACCAAGAAGGAUCACACUGCCACCUGGGGACGACCAUUUUUCCUUUUCAGGCCAAGGAACGGAAGAAACAGUGAAGAUAACACCCAGUAGGACAGUCCGAG
This is a messenger RNA of Neogale vison (American mink), 455 nucleotides long. It is a transcript of the gene NMS, whose product is annotated as neuromedin S. The transcript has 9 exons. The coding region runs from base 1 to 444 and encodes 147 amino acids. The record is from RefSeq and is a predicted model, not a curated record. NCBI's taxonomy places the organism in Eukaryota, Metazoa, Chordata, Mammalia, Carnivora, Mustelidae.